Messenger RNA from Poecilia latipinna (sailfin molly), 901 nucleotides. It is a transcript of the gene cfap126, whose product is annotated as cilia and flagella associated protein 126. Gene Ontology annotation, cellular component: ciliary basal body. Gene Ontology annotation, biological process: cilium organization. Bases 86 to 733 code for a protein of 215 amino acids. The record is from RefSeq and is a predicted model, not a curated record. The transcript has 5 exons. Lineage: Eukaryota; Metazoa; Chordata; Actinopteri; Cyprinodontiformes; Poeciliidae.
UUUUUUUUCAGCAGCAUUCAGAUUAACAGAGUUGCUAAGCGACCAGUCAACAGCAUAACAGAUUCGGAAGGUAGCAGAUGCAGCAAUGUCUUCCAAUUUCUCAGCCAACCAGUACGAGGGCACCUUCGGAUCCAAGAGGCUUCUGAACUGGUGUCCGUCUAAAGACUUUAAAGAGCGACCCAGUGCACACGUGGGUCACACCUCCUUCAUUGUGAACAGCAGGGGUCAUCUGCUCCCAGGGGUGAAGAAAGGCAUAACCUGGCCAGAUUUUAAGGGCACUUGGGAUUUACCGACUCGUAUCCCAGCCAACCACAUCGACCCAACUGCCCGUUCAAAGGACGGUCUUAGGAGACUCAAGUUGUGGGGAAUCUGCCCACCAGAGGAGGGAAAAUCCCAAUCAGGCAGAGGCAGCAGGAACACAGAUGUUGGGAAGAAGACCAGCGAGGACGAACCCCCGCCUGCUGCUGACCCGUCUAAAGAAGCUGAAAUCCCGUCGGAGUCUCAGAGCCGCUCCAUUGCUGGGAGCCAGGGCUCACAGAGACAUGAGACUGGAUCUGCUGCUCAACAAAACCUCCAAGCCACACAGAAGGAUAAGCCAAUAAGUGCAACUGAAGAGAGUCAGGCUUUGAUAAGUAGAGCUGGCAGUGAAACCCAGGAGAUACCAGAGUCCAUAUUGGGAACGCCACACAGAAUCAUAAGGUACGGCGCGACAACUGUAAUGAAUAAAGAGUAACAUUCGAAACAUGGCAUUCAGGGAGUCAGAGUACAACUUAUUGCAGACUAUUGGGGCAUUUGGAGUCCAAUACUUUUGGGAAUAUGUAAUGAUACUGUACCUGACUUAAUCUGUUUGCAGAGUUUCUCUCUCUCUCUUUUUUUCAAAUAAAGUGUGAUUAUUAAUACA